AUUCAUCUCAGAUGGCAAACCAUUUCGAAAUCAAGAAUUUUUUUUUAGUUCAAUAUUUGUUGGAAUUGACACUUUAGAUCCAGAUAGAUCGUAUCUUGUAAAUUUGAAAUUCUUUCUUUUGUAUUCUUUAAUGACCAACAAUUGGAUUUCUUAAUUAAAUAAUGAGAACUAGCCAAUUUAUCUUUUGCCAGUCAUUUUUUUUUAUCAUCGUAAUAUCUUUCCCUCAAUUAUUCUAUUCCUGACUAUGGGUAAUCAGUGAAAUUUUUCGAAAUAUUGGAUAUUUUGAUAGCAAAGGAGUUCUUUCGUCUCAAAAUCUGAAUAAUAUUCAUUACUUAAAGUGGUUCUUUCGAUCAUUCAUCGAAAGGAGACACUUGAUUUCGAAUUUGACCAAUUGAGAUAUCAGGAAACAAUAUUCUGAAUUUAUUCAUUCGAAGUGAAUUCUUAGCCUAUUUCUGUAUUCUUUCUAGAUUCAAAGACUAACCACAAAAUAAAAAAUAAAAUAGAUUCAUAAGUUCGAUACCUUGUAUAAAACUCAUGUGUGUAAGAAAUAUUCGAUCGCAUAGAGUGUACGAAUGGGUUGAUUAACAAUUCACAGAUGAAAAAAUGGCAAAAAAGAAAGCAUUCACUCCUCUUUUCUAUCUUGCAUCUAUAGUAUUUUUGCCCUGGUGGAUUUCUUUCUCAGUUAAUAAAUGUCUGGAAUCUUGGGUUACUAAUUGGUGGAAUACUGGGCAAUCCGAAAUUUUUUUGAAUAAUAUUCAAGAAAAGAGUCUUCUAGAAAAAUUCAUAGAAUUAGAGGAACUCCUCUUCUUGGACGAAAUGAUCAAGGAAUACUCGGAAACACAUCUCGAAGAGUUUGGGAUAGGAAUCCAUAAAGAAACGAUCCAAUUAAUCAAGAUACAAAAUGAGAAUCGUAUCCAUACGAUUUUGCACUUCUCGACAAAUAUCAUCUGUUUUAUUAUUCUAAGCGGGUAUUCAUUUUUGGGUAAUGAAAAACUUGUUAUUCUUAACUCUUGGGCUCAGGAAUUCCUAUAUAACUUAAGUGACACAGUAAAAGCUUUUUCUAUUCUUUUAUUAACUGAUUUAUGUAUCGGAUUCCAUUCACCCCACGGUUGGGAAUUAAUGAUUGGCUCUAUCUAUAAAGAUUUUGGAUUUGUUCAUAAUGAUCAAAUUAUAUCUGGUCUUGUUUCCACCUUUCCAGUCAUUCUCGAUACAAUUUUUAAAUAUUGGAUUUUCCGUUAUUUAAAUCAAAUUUUCGCGAUCAAUGAUUGGACCAUGCAAACUAGAAAUGCUUUUUCUUGGCUAAAGAAACAGAUUACUCGAUCUAUUUCCGUAUCGCUCAUGAUAUAUAUCUUAACUCGGACAUCCAUUUCAAGUGCAUAUCCCGUUUUUGCACAGCAGGGUUAUGAAAAUCCACGAGAAGCGACUGGGCGUAUUGUAUGUGCCAAUUGCCAUUUAGCUAAUAAGCCCGUGGAGAUUGAGGUUCCACAAGCGGUACUUCCUGAUACUGUAUUUGAAGCAGUUGUUCGAAUUCCUUAUGAUAUGCAACUGAAACAGGUUCUUGCUAAUGGUAAAAAGGGGGGGUUGAACGUGGGGGCUGUUCUUAUUUUACCGGAGGGGUUUGAAUUAGCUCCUCCCGAUCGUAUUUCUCCCGAGAUGAAAGAAAAGAUUGGCAAUUUGUCUUUUCAGAACUAUCGCCCCAAUAAAAAAAAUAUUCUUGUGAUAGGCCCUGUCCCUGGUAAAAAAUAUAGUGAAAUAACCUUCCCUAUUCUUUCCCCGGACCCUGCUACUAAGAAGGAUGCUUACUUCUUAAAAUAUCCUAUAUACGUAGGCGGGAACAGGGGAAGGGGUCAGAUUUAUCCCGACGGCAGCAAGAGUAACAAUACAGUUUAUAAUGCUACAGGAGCAGGUAUAGUAAGCAAAAUCAUACGAAAAGAAAAAGGGGGAUAUGAGAUAACCAUAACGGAUGCGUCGGAGGGACGUCAAGUGGUUGAUAUUAUCCCUCCAGGACCAGAACUUCUUGUUUCCGAGGGCGAAUCUAUCAAAUUUGAUCAACCAUUAACGAGUAAUCCUAAUGUAGGCGGAUUUGGUCAGGGAGAUGCAGAAAUAGUACUUCAAGAUCCAUUACGUGUCCAAGGACUUUUGUUCUUCUUGGCAUCUGUUAUUUUGGCACAAAUCUUUUUGGUUCUUAAAAAGAAACAGUUCGAGAAGGUUCAAUUGGCCGAAAUGAAUUUCUAGAUUCGCAGAUUUAUCGAUAUCAAGUUCGUAAAAAGAACCAAAUUCUUGUUGGCGAUUAUUUAUGAUCAAAAAAAUGAAAUUAUGAAAACUCCUUUGUCUUAUUUAUACUCUUCUUCAAAAUCUACAUACUAUGUGGUACAAGGGAUUCCCAGCAUCUCGUAGAAAAAGAGUAUGUAAUGUAGAAUUUGAAGAAGAGUAUUUGACUUUCAUUAUUUUGAUUUCGUUUUUUUUCAUUGGAGUAGUGUGACUAUGUUACUAUUGACAGAUUUCACUGCCAUAAGGCCAUAAGACGUAUCAAUAGUUUUCUAUUCUAAAUAGAAAGAAAGUCAAAUUUGUCUAAAUACUAGACAUAAGGAAGCGGGGGAUAAAUGCGGGGAACAAAAAAUUCUAGGAGGGAUUAUUUGUCUUCCUAGUCUUCGACACAAGAAAGGGGUGUAGAAAAAUCCUUUUUUCUUGUGUCGAAACGAAAGAGUAAUGAUUCUUGAUCCUGUUUGUUAAAAAUUCCUAGUCUUGGUUUCUAUUUUUCCAGAUGUAUCAGAAACCCUUUACCUUACCCCCUUACGUAUAAUAUACGACGUGGUGGACAAACAAAAAAAGAGAGGAAAUUUUAUUAAUUAAAUAAAACUUCUUCAAUCAACUUAUCUUAUACAAAAAUUGAUGAUGAAAUAUGAAAACAAUAAAAAAUAAAUAGAGUAAUGUAAUAGAGAGAGUAAGGUUCUACAUUAGAUUAGUAUAGAAAGGAUUUGCACGAUAUUUAAUAUAUUCUA
Lycium ferocissimum is the source of this 3002-nucleotide messenger RNA. Its product is annotated as cytochrome f-like. The transcript is spliced from 2 exons. The coding region runs from base 604 to 2235 and encodes 543 amino acids. Gene Ontology annotation, biological process: photosynthesis. Gene Ontology annotation, molecular function: iron ion binding; electron transfer activity; heme binding. The record is from RefSeq and is a predicted model, not a curated record. Gene Ontology annotation, cellular component: chloroplast; thylakoid membrane. Lineage: Eukaryota; Viridiplantae; Streptophyta; Magnoliopsida; Solanales; Solanaceae.